Messenger RNA from Doryrhamphus excisus (bluestripe pipefish), 3162 nucleotides. NCBI's taxonomy places the organism in Eukaryota, Metazoa, Chordata, Actinopteri, Syngnathiformes, Syngnathidae. The record is from RefSeq and is a predicted model, not a curated record.
AUGAGCAGCCAGAUAAGGAAGAAGGCUUGUUUUUAAAAAAUAUUGGCGGUGUCAUUUUCAACGUUAGCUUCAUUCAAAACUAUAGUUUACUUUUAUUUGUUUAGAAAUGCGAGCUUCGGGUUGUUUAUUCGGAGAUAUUGCAGCGUCGUCGAGGAAAUGAAAGUGGCGUGCCCACGGAGACGAAAGUAACGCUUCAGUCACGGGCAAACAAGCAAACGCAAUGUCAAGUAACGUCUGCAGCCACGUGAAGGUGGUCGUUCGAGUGAGGCCGCCCAACAACAGCGAGAGGUGUGAAAAGUUUCGGAACGUGGUCCAAGUCGUGGAUAACCACAUGAUCAUAUUCGACCCAAAAGAAGAGGACGUGUCAUGCUUUGGGUCACAAAGGGUUCGGAACAGGAACAUCAACAAGAGGGCCAACAAAGACCUGAAGUUUGUUUUUGAUCAUGUCUUCGGCGAGAGCUCCACUCAAGAUGACGUGUUCGAGAAUACCACGAAAGGAGUGUUGGAUGGCGUCAUGAAUGGAUUCAAUUGCACAGUUUUUGCUUAUGGUGCAACUGGAGCAGGUAAAACGCAUACCAUGCUAGGUACGCAAACGCAACCCGGGGUCAUGUACCGCACAAUGAAGGAGCUUUUCAAGCGCAUGGAUGACGCCAAAGAGGAGAAGGAGUUUGCCGUCGCCGUGUCAUAUCUUGAGGUUUACAACGAACAAAUCCGAGACCUCUUGGCAAAUGCAGGUCCUCUUGCGGUGAGAGAGGACAGCGUUAAAGGAGUGGUGGUUCAGGGCCUCACGCUGCACCAGCCAAAAUCUGCCGAGCAGAUCCUCGAGGCAUUGGAUUCAGGCAAUCAAAACCGGACACAACACCCUACCGACAUGAAUGCCACCUCUUCCCGGUCCCACGCUGUGUUCCAGAUAUAUUUACGACAGCAGGAGAAAACGGCCAACCUCAAUCCCAAUGUGUGCGUGGCCAAAAUGAGCCUCAUCGAUCUGGCGGGCUCCGAGAGAGCCAGCGCGACCAACGCCAGGGGGCAACGCCUGCGAGAAGGCGCCAACAUCAACCGUUCGCUCCUCGCCCUGGGGAACGUUAUCAACGCUCUGGCCGACCCCAAGAGCAAGAAGGCCCAUAUACCAUACAGGGACAGCAAACUCACUCGGAUACUUAAGGACUCUUUGGGAGGCAACUGCAGGACCGUCAUGAUCGCCAAUGUGAGCCCUUCGUCCAUGUCGUAUGACGACACUCACAACACACUGAAAUACGCCAAUCGAGCCAAGGAGAUCAAAUCUUCGCUGAAGAGUAACGUCGUAAGUCUGGACAGUCACAUUGGCCAGUAUGCAGUCAUAUGCGAGAAGCAACGCCAAGAGAUUGUACAAUUGAAACAGAAACUGAAAGUAUACGAGGAGAAGAAUGUGGCAUUUGUUGCAAACACGAUGUCGUCCCAGAAACAAGCAGACUUCAAAAGGGUGUCGGAAUCCCUGCAGCAAAUUUUCUCCAGCCGUGCCCAAAUCAGGAGGGAACAGCUGGAUCUGGAGAGACAACUGAAGGAGAAUGAGCUGCGCCAGCGCUACAGCGAGGAGGACAACCUGCAGGUCCAAUAUAUUUCCGCAAAGGAGAAGACUGACAAGGCCACUUGUAAACACGAGCGGAAGAUUGCCAUGCUCCGCACUCAGCAGCAGCACAUUUGGGAACGUCUGAAGGAAAAAGAAAUCCGCUUUCAGGAAAACGACGGCCGGCUUCAUCGCGCGGAGAACGAGAUGAAAUUGUUGAAGUCAAACGAUCAGGGAUCCGAGGUAUUAGAAAAGGACUUGCGUUGUCACAGACUGGAGCUUCAGGUGAACGACCUCGAUCAACACAUCAAGCAGAUGAUCCGACUCACUGCGCUUCAGGAUCAGGAACACAAGCGCAUGCAGAAAAUGCUCAACAUGUUAUUGCCGGCGUACGGUCGACUCUACGCCGCGGUGCGUGACGCCGGGCUGGUCACCGCCCACGAUGAGUUGAAGAAGAACGAGCUGGAGCAAUUGGUGCUAAGAGAAAGAGGCGUGGUCUGGGCGGACCAGGAAGGAGCGAGCCAGGACGUAAAAGCAUCAUCUGGCGGAGAAACAAUGCAGGAGUCCAAGGACCAAGGAAGCGAACUAGCGCCUGUUCUGUCGUUCUCGCAACUGCUCUGCCACCAGAGCAGCCCCUGUAGUGCAGAGGGACAGACAAAGAGAGCAUCCUUGAUCAAAAAUGCACCAUCUCCAAAAGAAAUACAAAGUCAUCCAGGUAUGAAGCACCCAGACGCAAGACCUCCCCGAAACCUCUCUGUCUUGUUCCCACCACAAAGCCCCCGGACUGUCUGCCAAAAUUCCCACGGCUUUGAAGAGGGCAUUGUUCCUCUCCCGUGCACGCCAGAACCGACUCAAAGACCCGUUCAGGCCGUUCCGUCCAGUUUCCCCAACGGCUUGGAUCCAAACAUGACCUUUGAAGUUGCAGAAGAUCCAGGCAAUCCAACCAUCAUACUUAGCAACUGUGGACCCCCUAAAGCAUUGAAGUCUGUGAAUCUUUCAGCUAGCAGUCAAGUCAUCAAUCCUCCCAAAGCCGAUGAGGCCAACCAGGUUCCUCCCAAACGACAUCAGAACUCCGCCUCUUUCCAAGCGAGACGGGCCAACCCAACCUACAUGGACAUGACGUCUGCAGCGCAAGGAAAACGUAAACUCAACCGCGUGAGAGAUGAGUAUCCGUCUGCACCAAAACGCAUAAAGAAAGGCCCCUCCGUGGCCCCCAGACCAGUCAGAGUGCAUCAUUUCUCAGGUUCCGAAGAAAACAGACCUCGGCGAGUGGUUGGGAGCGUUUCCCAAGGAAAUCUCAACCUUCUUCCAUCUCCCAAACCCACGUCGCUUUUUUAUAAAACAUCCCAGCAGUUGAAGAGAUCGACUAAGCGCAUGUAAACUUUUUUUUUUUCAAGUAGCAUUUUGUAGGUGUUGUGUGUUUUUAUUAUUAAAAAUAAACAAUUGUCCCUCGUACAUGAAAAGGUUAUUUCUGAUAGCAAUAGGCUCCUUUUCGAAUCCUUGCUCAUAGCAAAGGGUAACACUUCCAUGUACAAUACAUGGCAAGAGCAAGAUCAUUAAUAAUUAAAAUAAUUAACCACUUGGCGGUAACAAAGUCGCUACCCCAACCUUCCAUAAGU